Molecule: messenger RNA, 1865 nt
Organism: Lampris incognitus (smalleye Pacific opah)
Lineage: Eukaryota; Metazoa; Chordata; Actinopteri; Lampriformes; Lampridae
Product: amphoterin-induced protein 1-like
Exons: 3
Coding region: 1-1716 (571 amino acids)
Biological process (GO): brain development
Molecular function (GO): protein binding
Source: RefSeq, a predicted model, not a curated record
AUGCGCACCCCGUCCCCUGUCACUAAUGCGCCGCAGUUCAAACGGAGGAUGGUGGCGUGUGCCCUGCCCUCCGUCACGGCGAGCCAGACGGCAGGCUUCCACCCCUCCGCCCGGAGGGACCACAACCCUGCUGGAGGGAACCCCAUCAACACCAUCACCGCAUCUUCUGGUGCCCAGCUUCAGCUUGACAUGAUGGGAGGGCAGCUCCACGUUUCCCAUCGCGCCAUUGGAGACGUGCUUCGGAUUCUGCCUCUGGCUUUGCUAUUGCCCGCAAUGAGCUCAAAUGGACAGUUCGUGGGCAGCCCUCUUAACUGCGACAAGACCUGCGUGUGUGCCAGUAACAUAAUAAGCUGUUCCAAGAGGAACCUGACCAGCAUACCCGUAGCUCUCCCGCGUUACACGGCUGUGCUGGACCUGAGCUUCAACUCCAUCGCCCGGCUACGUGCCGAGUGGACCACCGUCAAGCUAAGCAGACUCCACAGCCUCUUGCUCAGCCACAACGGCCUCACCUUCCUGUCCUCCGAGGCCUUUGUCUCCGUGACAAGGCUACGCUACUUGGACUUGUCCUCAAAUGGUCUCCACCUGCUGGAGGAGCUCAUAUUCGAGCCCCUGGAACGCCUGGAGGUGCUGCUGCUUUAUAACAACCACAUCUCCCAAAUUGACCGCUCUGCGUUUUCUGGCCUCGUCAGCCUGCAGAAGCUGUAUUUGAGCCACAACCAGAUCUCCCGUUUCCCCUUGGAGCUAUUGAAGGACAGGGGCCGGCCAGAAACUCUCACUCUCCUGGAUGUGUCCUCCAACCGAAUUAAGGUGCUGCCCCUCCAAGAUCUCCAGGUUCUCCCCGCCUGGAUGAAGAACAGCCUCUACUUCCACAAUAACUCUCUGCCCUGUAGCUGUGAACUGUACAACCUGCUUGCACGCUGGCACCUGCAGCAACUAAGCGCUUCCACCGACUUUAGAGAUGACCACACCUGUAUACUGCCAGGGUUACAAAAAGAAAAGGUGGCCAUACUGGAUCUGAACAGGAUCCAUUUUAACUGUAGUGAAGUUAGGAUUAUGGAUGAGGAGGCCUAUCUGGACCAGUUCCUGGUCCUGAACUGUGACACAAGGGAGAAGGACGUGCUGAAGAACUGGCUGCUCCCCGGCAAUGUCCCAGUGUCCCCGGCUAACAAAAGCGCCGUGAUGCUCGAAGGGGGCAGCCUCCAGAUCGGGCCCCUCAAGGUGGAUGACUCAGGGGUCUACACCUGUUACGCUGCCAGUGACUCUUUCAAUGAAACGCUUUAUGUGACUGUGGUGGUUUACAACUUCACCAUUAGUGGCGGGCUGGAGAACAUGAAGACAGCCUACACCACCCUGUUGGGAUGCCUGGCCAGCAUUGUUAUGGUUCUCAUCUACCUCUAUCUGACACCCUGCCACUGUCUGUGCUGCCCAGACCAGAGCCUGAAUAAAAGCCUCCCCGGGGACAGUCUCCACUCUUCCACCAUCAGCGUCUCUCAAAUACUCGAGGAGACUGGACAAGACAGGGGUGAAGUGACCAAUAAGGGCAUCCUAAGCAGACACAUGGCCUUACGGGAACCGAAGGACCAGCAGGAGCAGAACGGGAGGCUGAACCCAAUCGGCGAGGAAGAGGAGGAGUGGCACAUGGACAACUGUGAGAGGAGGAGGUCUGAUGUUGAGUCUGUUAGUUCUGUGAGCUCCGAUACCCCAAUGGUAGUUUAACAGAGAGUGAGUAAACGCCUGCCCCGUUGUAUUUUUGUCAACAUCCAUCAACUCCCCUCCUCCUCUCACCAUUUUAUUCUCAUAUGUGUGUCUGAAAUUCUUUGAUGUUAGAGGAAAAUGUCUCAUCCAAAAUUAUCCUACAGGGAAGU